UACGGUUAGUUGCGUAAUAAAAAUAUUUAUUCAGACAAGUAUUAUUUAAGUAGAUGCUACAAUUAAUAUUGGUUCAAAAUCUGUCGAUAGUUUAGAUAAGUUAGUCUAUGAAAAAUAGAUUUUCAAAAAUUAUUGUUUUUAUAACUGUCGACGUACACAAUACAAAAGAAAUAUGAAUAAAUUCAUCUUAUUUUCGUUGAUUUUCGCGACUACCGUAGCUGUUACUUUGGCUGCACCAAAAGACAAGUCAUUUUUAUCACAGGAAAUAAUGUUGCCAGGCGAGUUAAAAAAGAACGGAGAUACUGUUUCGGCUUCUUUUGGAGAUUUUCAAGCUUCUGCUGGUCUAUCUGAUAAAGGUGCUGUUGCCUCGGCCGGAGGUAGUGGACUAGGUGCCGGUGCUCGUUAUGGUGUGGAUGGAGUUGGAGCUAGUGCUGUAGGGACCAAUGUUAGAAUGCCAGGCAUUGAUAAUAAAGUAAAAUAUGGGUACGGAUAUGGUGUAGAGUCACUAGGGGUUGCUGGACAAAAUGCACAAAGUGGUGUAGUUGGUCAACAAGAUUUCUACAAAAGGAUUUUUUCUAUUCCCAUCGAUGUUUUGCAAUCCGUGAACACAUAUCUUAAUCAAAAACCAACCGCUGUACGCAAAGCUGCAAUUGUUUCUGAUGGCGUCAAUGGCCGUGUAGCAAUGGCUAGCAAUGACCAUGUACAAUCAGGAGUGACAGCUAAUGCAGGACCAGGAUCAAUAGUACAAAAGAACUAUGAUCAAAUAUUUGCUAUUCCUAUAUCAGCUUUAAAGUCAACCCAAAAUCUUUUGCCAGGAGAAAAAAAGAGUUUUAAAUAAAAUACUUUUAUUAUUUUAAUAUUACUUAUAUCAUAUCAGAAGAUAACCGACCACACCAAAAUUUGUUCCCUUGAUCACAAAAUCUGAUGAUUACUAUAAUUAUAAAAUAUUUACAGAUUAAUGAUGAUUACCUAUAGAACAAUGUGUGAAAUUAGAUAUUUUAAAAUGUUGACUUAAAAGUCAAUAAAAUCUGUUGCAAUAUCGUUUAUACAAUUCAUUUAUUAUUAUUAUUAUUUUUUGUUCUUGGUUGGUUGUUAUAAAUUUACUUU
Molecule: messenger RNA, 1107 nt
Organism: Daktulosphaira vitifoliae (grape phylloxera)
Lineage: Eukaryota; Metazoa; Arthropoda; Insecta; Hemiptera; Phylloxeridae
Exons: 6
Coding region: 173-838 (221 amino acids)
Source: RefSeq, a predicted model, not a curated record